Rotaria sordida is the source of this 900-nucleotide messenger RNA. Lineage: Eukaryota; Metazoa; Rotifera; Eurotatoria; Philodinida; Philodinidae. The record is from the annotation of a GenBank genome assembly.
AUGAUACGAACAAAACGACAACGAAAUAAUAUAUUUAAUGAUGAUAGUAUUAAUAAGAAAAGAACAUUAUUUGAUAAAAUAAUAACAAUCAAUCGAAAUAAAUCUCUAUUCGAAGAUUUAACAAAUGAAAUUCUUUAUGAAAUAUUUGAAUAUCUUGAUAUUUAUUAUGUUUAUAAAGGAUUCAUUAAUCUUAACAAACGAUUUCAAAAUUUACUUUUUCAUUCAACACUUCUAAUUAAAAUAAAUAUUUUAACAAUGCCAAAAUCAAAAUUUCACCAUUAUCAUAUAAAUAUAAUUCUUCCAAAUCAACAUCAAAUUAAUUCACUUCGUUUAUUAAAUCCAUUUACAGUUGAUAUUAUCUUCUCACCAUCACGUAUUAUUUCAAAAUUUAUUUAUCUUGAAACAUUAAUUCUUGAUAAUAUUAAAGCUCAAUAUCUUUAUAAAAUUCUCCAUCAUUUAAUUCUCUUACCCAAAUUUCAUUCAUUAGUUCUCAAUCUGAUUGAAUAUUGCAAUUUAACAUAUCAAACAAAAGAUGAACAACGACUAUUACCUAUUAUUUUUCAUAAAUAUCAAUAUAGUCCUAUAGAACAUUUUGUAAUUAAUAGUCGUAUUCGAUUUGAUUCAUUUAAUAAUUUAUUAUUUUGUCUUCCGCAACUUUGUCGUUUAUCAAUUGAUGGUCUUGUUAAAUGUACUUUUACAAAUAUAAAUUCGCAUACAAAUUUUUUAGAACAUUUAAAAUAUGUUUCACUCAAACUUGAUUAUAUUAGUUUUAAUCAAGAACAAUUAAUAUCAUCAUCUAUGCCAAAUUUACGUGUAUUUGAUAUAAAUCAUGAUAGUUCUGCACGAAAUAAUCCAUUAAUAUAUCAUAAUUCAAUUAAAGAAUUUAUAUCAUCAUUUUGA